This is a messenger RNA of Capronia coronata CBS 617.96, 888 nucleotides long. Its product is annotated as carboxymethylenebutenolidase. Gene Ontology annotation, biological process: polyketide metabolic process. NCBI's taxonomy places the organism in Eukaryota, Fungi, Ascomycota, Eurotiomycetes, Chaetothyriales, Herpotrichiellaceae. The record is from RefSeq and is a predicted model, not a curated record. The transcript has 3 exons. Bases 1 to 888 code for a protein of 295 amino acids.
AUGUCCAACUCUGUGCUAGACUCGAAGAUUAAGGCCUUCGUCGUCUGCGGGUCAAAGGCUGGAGACACAGAAUUCAAGAUCUCAAUCCCAUGUCUCCAGCAUCUCGCGGGGCCUGGUGAUACAGGAGUGAACACGAACCCCGCCGGGUCUGAUACGAAGACAUACACUUAUCCAACAGUAAAGUCGGCACAGUUCGCCAUUCCAUGUCUUAAGGACUUUGAUCCCGGAAAUGAAUCGAUUUUACAUACAAGAAACCUCACAUUUCUAAAGAAGUACAUCCGCGGCGCGGAUUUCGAUCUGGAAGCCAUCUGGAAGGAGCAUACGUUCUUUGAAUUUGCUGCACGCUCUGUUCCUAAGACGAUGGGGACCAUGGUGCAGGAGCCUUAUGUCAAUCACAUUCCCACGAUGACAGGCGGUAUUGGCCGAGAAAGACUGACCAACUUCUACCGGCACCAUUUCAUCUUCAGCAAAACUGAAGACACCGAGAUGACCCCAGUCAGCCGAACGGUUGGCAUUGAUCGUAUCUGCGACGAGUUCAUAUUCAAGUUUACGCAUGACAUGCAGAUGGACUGGCUGGUGCCCGGUAUUCCUCCUACUGGAAAAAGAGUCCAGGUGCCCUUCACAUCUGUGGUGUGUGUGCGUGGUGACCGGUUGUAUCACGAGCAUAUUGCAUGGGAUCAAGCUUCUGUGCUCGUCCAGCUGGGCCUGUUGCCUGAAUAUCUCCCUUUUCCGUAUCCGCUUCCAGAUGGAUCCAGGCCGGGUCCUGGGAGGGGAUUUCAAUAUCGAGUACCGGCUGCGGGGAUUGAAACUUCGAUCAAGAUGCUCGACAAGAAUAAAGUGCCGUCGAAUGAAAUGUUGGAAUACAAGAUCCGAGAGGUGGAUAUAUGA